CACAUAUGUUUAAUGUUUGGCUUGUUGUUGUUGUUGUUGUUGUUUUUGAUAAUUCAUACCUAGUAAAUAUGAAAAGUGUAAGAUCAUUUGCAAUAAAAUUAUCAGUACUAGCUGGUACUGGUUUAAGUAGUUGGUAUGCUGGUUAUUAUUAUGAUAAAUAUCAACAAUUGAAUAACGAUAAUAAUUAUAAUAAAAAUGUCAAUAUUAAACAAAUGCCAGCAUUGCCAAUUUUUGGUACUGUUUCUGCAGCAUCACCAAUUGUUCCAUCAAAUAAUACAAAUGACAUGACAUCAAAAUUAUCAUCAUCACGUAUAUCACAAAUAAUGAAACAUGGUUUUCCUGGAUUUGAUACAAUUAGAUCAUUUGAUGAUUUUGUACUUUCAUAUGACAAAAGAAAUAGAGUUGCACAUUGGGUAUUUGAGCAUUUAACACGUGAACGAGUUUAUCCAAAAAAUGAUGUUGACAGAUCAAAUUGUGAAUUUAAAACUGAUGAAAGUAUUCAUCCAUUUUUUAGAUCAACAAAUAGUGAUUAUAAAGGUAGUGGAUAUGAUCGUGGACAUUUGGCUGCUGCUGGUAAUCAUAAAUAUUCACAAAAAGAUAUGGAACAAACUUUUAUGCUGACAAAUAUGGCACCACAAGUUGGUAAAGGUUUCAAUAGAAACAGUUGGAAUAGUUUAGAAAAAUAUGUUAGAAAAUUAACUAAAAUUUAUACUGAUGUUUAUGUUUGUACUGGCCCAUUGUAUUUGCCAAAAAAAGAAAGUGAUGGAAAAAAAUAUGUCAAGUAUGAAGUAAUUGGUACAAAUCAUGUUGCAGUACCAACACAUUUCUAUAAAAUAAUUGUUGGUGAAAAAAGUGAUUCAUCAUUUGAAAUGGAAGCUUAUGUUAUGCCAAAUGCACCAAUUGAUGACAAAACACCUUUAUCAAAUUUCCAGGUACCACCUGAGAGUAUUGAACGAGCAGCAGGUUUAUUAUUCUUCGACAAAUUAUCUCGUGAAAAACUACAAAAAAUUAAUGGCAAAAAGUUAAAUUAAUUUUAGACAAGCUAUAUAUUAUUUUUUCUUUUUAGAACAAAAUUCAUUUAUUGUAAAUAAUAUCGAAAUGAAAAUAACAAUUAUUUCGUCCAAUAUAUUUUUAGUAGUUGAAUUUAAUUUUUUUCUAUUUUCAUUUUCAUGACAAUAAGUGCAAUUGACGUUAAUAAAAAUUCAUUUUUUUAAUAGUAUCAAUAGCGUCAUCAUGCAAAUUAUUAAAUCCUUAAAAUUAUACUUAAAAAAAAAAACGAAAAGUAUUUCUUCAGUUCCUAAAUAUAAUAUUAAAAAAUUGGUGAAUUAAUUUUUUUUUUUUGUAAUAAAAUUAAACGCUUUACAAAUUAUUUAUUUAAAUAUUUAAUUAUUAUUUUCAUACUUCAGUCUUUAACAUAAACAUUUAUUCUCAUCAUACACAUAUCAGUAUAAAAUAAUAAUUAUAAAAAAAAAAAAAAGUGAUAACUACCUAUCAACUAGGGAAUGUCAAGAAUAUUUUUAAUAAUUAAUAAAAAAUUAUUGAUAUAUAUAAACAUGAAAUAUUUAUAAUAAAUUUUGCUUAUUUACUUUGGUCGUGACGGUAAUUAUUGCAUACACGAAUUAAUUAUAUUAUAUAUAUUUUUUAUAUUAUAUAUAAAGUUUGUUGUUAUUUAAUUUUAAUAAAAAAUUGAAUCAUAAAA
Aphidius gifuensis is the source of this 1699-nucleotide messenger RNA. It is a transcript of the gene EndoG, whose product is annotated as endonuclease G, mitochondrial. Gene Ontology annotation, molecular function: nucleic acid binding; RNA endonuclease activity; single-stranded DNA endonuclease activity. The record is from RefSeq and is a predicted model, not a curated record. Bases 6 to 1031 code for a protein of 341 amino acids. NCBI's taxonomy places the organism in Eukaryota, Metazoa, Arthropoda, Insecta, Hymenoptera, Braconidae. Gene Ontology annotation, cellular component: mitochondrial inner membrane; nucleus. The transcript has 4 exons. Gene Ontology annotation, biological process: apoptotic DNA fragmentation.